Monoraphidium neglectum is the source of this 508-nucleotide messenger RNA. RefSeq lists its product as hypothetical. The annotation marks the transcript as partial. The transcript is spliced from 3 exons. Gene Ontology annotation, biological process: proteolysis. The record is from RefSeq and is a predicted model, not a curated record. NCBI's taxonomy places the organism in Eukaryota, Viridiplantae, Chlorophyta, Chlorophyceae, Sphaeropleales, Selenastraceae. Gene Ontology annotation, molecular function: cysteine-type peptidase activity.
AUGAAGCUCCUGGACAACUCCUACAAGGCGGCGAUGCAGCGGGCGGGGUCCCUCAAGUCCCUGUGGAGCACCAACCUCCGGCAGGCCUGCCGCACGGGCGGCGCGUCGCUGUGCGGUUCCAGCAGCUUCGACACUGAGCAGGCGCGCGACGCGCUGCUGCUGGCGACGUCGCCGAUGGCGUUCGACAGCCGGGACGCGAAGCAGACGGGCGGCACGUCGCCCAUAUCGCCCCCGGGCGAUCAAGGGGAGUGCAACGCUUGCGUCGCGUUCUCUGUGGCUGCGGCAGCGGAGGCCGCAAUUGCGAGCGGGCUCAAACUGGCCGCGGGGGGCCCGCGCAUGCCCCGGCUGUCGCCGCGGGACCUCUUCUUUUGCGGCGGCGCCGGGGACGAGGCCGACUGCCUGUAUGGGUGGACCUUCAACUCGGCCCUGGCUGAGCUGACUAGGCGCAAGAGCCUGGCCAGCUGGGACUGCCUGCCGUUCACCAGCCUUCAGAACCUGCCGCUGCAGG